This is a messenger RNA of Coniophora puteana RWD-64-598 SS2, 599 nucleotides long. RefSeq lists its product as uncharacterized. The record is from RefSeq and is a predicted model, not a curated record. The transcript is spliced from 3 exons. Bases 59 to 436 code for a protein of 125 amino acids. Gene Ontology annotation, molecular function: oxidoreductase activity. Lineage: Eukaryota; Fungi; Basidiomycota; Agaricomycetes; Boletales; Coniophoraceae.
AACCUACUCUCUCCUCAUCUCUCACUACUGCACUCAACCCCCUCUAACGAAAACCAUCAUGUCCAUCCGCACCGACCGCGCCCGCAUCACCGUCCUCUUCACCAAGAAGGCCGACGUCUCCCAGGAGGACUUCGAGCGCUUCUGGACCGUCGAGCACCCCAAGCUCUUCUCCUCGCUUGACAUCGUCAAGUCCAACAUCGUCCGCUACGAGCAGCAGAUCGCCGCCGCCACCGCCCAGGCCAACAUCGCCCAGUCUGGAGCCCCCGCCGCCCCCUUCCACGCCGCCGCCGUGUUCGAGGCCAAGGACUUCGACACCCUCUGGGCCGUCUUCCAGUCCGAGGAGUACCGCACCAAGGUUGGUGCCGAGUCCCUCAAGUACGCCGAGAAGGGCGGCCAGAUGUUCGCGUCCAACUACGCCGUCGUCAUCGACCAGUAGGCGCGUCGCUCUUCAAAAGGUUUGGCCUUCUAUGAUAUAGGGUUUAAUGGCUUAUGUCACUGCGGUGUAUAAAGUAAAUAUGGAUCUGUAAACUUAUCAAACUCAAUAUAUGUAUCAAGCCGUUAUAUAACACUAUGACAUGUCUGUUUGUGAGACCGAUCAC